AUGACUGAGCAGGUUUAUUUGAGGGGAAACUGUUAUUGCUGGUUAGUGUUGAAUGGUCUGGAGUUUGGAAGCGGUUUUGACGGAGGGGAAGUGCACAGCCACAGCAGGGAGAGUGACCAGGUUGAAGCACACAGCCACAGCAGGGAGAGGGACCAGGUUGAAGCACACAGCCACAGCAGGGAGAGGGACCAGGUUGAAGCACACAGCCACAGCAGGGAGAGGGACCAGGUUGAAGCACACAGCCACAGCAGGGAGAGGGACCAGGUUGAAGAACACAGCCACUGCAGGGAGAGGGACCAGGUUGAAGCACACAGCCACAGCAGGGAGAGGGACCAGGUUGAAGAACACAGCCACUGCAGGGAGAGUGACCUGGUUGAAGCACACAGCCACAGCAGGGAGAGUGACCUGGUUGAAGCACACAGCCACAGCAGGGAGAGGGACCAGGUUGAAGCACACAGCCACAGCAGGGAGAGGGACCAGGUUGAAGAACACAGCCACUGCAGGGAGAGGGACCAGGUUGAAGAACACAGCCACAGCAGGGAGAGGGACCAGGUUGAAGAACACAGCCACUGCAGGGAGAGGGACCAGGUUGAAGAACACAGCCACUGCAGGGAGAGGGACCUGGUUGAAGCACACAGCCACAGCAGGGAGAGGGACCAGGUUGAAGAACACAGCCACUGCAGGGAGAGUGACCUGGUUGAAGCACACAGCCACAGCAGGGAGAGGGACCAGGUUGAAGAACACAGCCACUGCAGGGAGAGGGACCAGGUUGAAGAACACAGCCACUGCAGGGAGAGGGACAG
Procambarus clarkii (red swamp crayfish) is the source of this 803-nucleotide messenger RNA. RefSeq names its product serine/arginine repetitive matrix protein 5-like. The record is from RefSeq and is a predicted model, not a curated record. NCBI's taxonomy places the organism in Eukaryota, Metazoa, Arthropoda, Malacostraca, Decapoda, Cambaridae.